This is a messenger RNA of Patella vulgata (common limpet), 1596 nucleotides long. RefSeq names its product F-box only protein 39. The record is from RefSeq and is a predicted model, not a curated record. The transcript is spliced from 5 exons. Gene Ontology annotation, molecular function: protein binding. Bases 1 to 1344 code for a protein of 447 amino acids. Lineage: Eukaryota; Metazoa; Mollusca; Gastropoda; Patellidae.
AUGGCGUUGUCGUGGGUCAGUGAAAUUGCUAGCUGGAUAAGGAACGGUAAUUAUUGGUCAUCUAUGGAUUCAAUAGCAUGGAAAAAUUUGCCUGAUAUAGCUUUAAUAGAGGUCUAUGGUUAUCUGGGCGAUGGCGAUCGUGCCAAUAUGGCACUGACUUGCAAAAACUGGUGUCGUAUUUUCGAAACCCCGCGAUUAUGGCGAUCAAGAUCUUUUGAGAUAGGCGGAUACAAGGCGUCACAAAUUGGACAGAUUGCCGUUAAAUUUUCAGAAAAAUACGGAUCAUUUAUUAGAUAUCUAACAUUAUCAUGCAGUCAUCCAUCUUCGCAUACCUGUAAAAUUAUUCAAAAAACUAUGGAGGAUUUUUUUCAGAACAUAGAAUCGGCUCGAAUAUAUGAUUUUGAGCUGGAACGCUUGGAGCUAGAAAGAUUUUGGAAGUAUGACAAUGUCCGAGAGAAAUUAGUUGACAGUUUUGUAAAGUUUUUUAGAAAUCAAAGUCAUCUUCGGACCUUUGAUAUGAGUUCAGCUCAAUGCCCUCUAACCAUGGGUUGUAAGAUUCUUGAAGCUGUUCGUGAAGCAUCUGGUGAAAGCGUUGAUGACCUAUGCCUUGAAGAUUUUUUCCACUCAAGACUUGCUGUUUUUCAAGUGAAGCGAUUUCGAGGUAUCAUUGCGGGGUUCACUAAUUUGAGAUUUUUGUCUAUAAAUUACAAUUGUAUCUCAGAAGCCAUCAUUGAAAUCCUUACGACCAGUGCCAGUGGUAAACUAAGAAAUUUCAGUAUCAAGGUUUACAGAAGUGAUCCACAUUUCCAUCGUAUACCAACAUCUGUUUGGAGAAGAUUGAAACAAAGUUGUCCUUGUUUAGAAGUUGAUAUUUGGUUCGAAAGUAUUGGUAACUCCACGGAAAUAUUACCUAUACUCGUGCCAGAUAUACCUUUAAGAGAUAUUCACCUGUGGACCGGAUAUGACGAUGAUGCCGAGUGGAAUCUGCAUGCUACUUUAAUGCACAUAGGAAAUAAUUUUAAGCACUGCCUUGCCAAUGUUUCGAUGGAGCUAGAUAAUAAUCAUGAGAUUAUUGAUGAGGCCAUCUUGAAUUUGAUAAAUAAAUGCAAGAAACUAAAAGAUCUAACAAUCAAUGCUUUUGUGUCUGUUGAUGCUAUAAAACAAAUCUGUGAAUUACAAGAAGAAAACAAAAUCAAGCUGCGUCACUUUAAUAUGACUGCAUGCGGUCUAUCUGAAGUGGAAUGGACAGAUUUGUGUGAGAUUAGAGACAGAUAUGAACCAAUGUUUAAAGCGAGGGAUCUGAAAUUUUUUAUUAAAAGUGAUCUUCUAAUAGAUGCACAAUGACUAGAAAAUAUGAAUAUCCCACUAAUCUGAAUCCUUUGUUAGAUUGUUUUAAUAAUUUAUUUAACAGCCCACAAUAUUCUCUGAAUUAUUGUCCAUUUAAACAAUCUGGCAAAUUAUUGCACCAUUAUGAAAUAACAAUUCUGAAACUCAAUGUAUAACCCUCCUUUGGACUCUCUUGUGAAAAAUGGCCAUUGGAAAUAAAUUAGAUCAAAUUUUAAAAAGAUGGUGUAGUAAAGCAUGCAGUUUUGUAGU